CAAGUCAGGGGCUAUGGAGCUUCCGUAAGUAAGCCUUGUACCAGUUCCUUGUGGCUCAACUUGUUAGUCACUAUGUUCCUCUAGGUUUACCAUUACUGAGCAAGACCAUGGACGACAUCCGUCCUCUCGCCGCUUCCUCUCCCACCCUCUGUCCUCGUGGGCGGGGGGUUUUUUCAGCCAAGGCGGUACUGCAGCCGCCAGCUUUAUGAUUUCAGUGGGUCGGCUUCGCCCAUGGGGCAAGCUUGGGAGGGGUCGGGUGGGAUGGGUCCUGGAUUCGCCGCUAAGCAGCAUCACUGGGCAAACCAGUAUCCCCCCACUCUGCAGCAGCAGCAGCAGCAGCAGCAACCUCGGCGGCGGCGGCGGCAGCAGCAUCAGCAGCAGCAGCAGCAGUUCCAGGAGCAGCCAUCGUAUCCGGUCCCGUCAGGCGUUAGCUAUGUGCCUGGUAGAUCCGAUUGCUUGCUAGCUACUGGGCAACCGGCCCCUCCUCAACUACCCACACCCUCCUCCCUGGUCCCUGUCGUCUCCUCUGCGUGUGUCUCUCAGCCUUCUCUUCCUCCUUCAGGUCAAUCCCCUCAUUGGUCCUCCGCCUUCGUGUCAUCUCUCCCUGCGUUCACGUCGUCUCACGAUCCUUCCUUCCCUUCUGGAAACCCUAGUUCUUUCGUGUCCUCUCACCUCCUUGCUCCGUCGUGUGUCGCAAGUCAGGUGCCAUCUCGUCCCGUGUCAGUUACCUCCUCUGCUUUCGUUCGUUAUCGUCGGCCUUCGUCUCUUCGUGAAUUACCUCCUUGUCGCGCGAGUCAGGCGGUGACCCCUGCUCUUCGCCUGACCAUCGGCCUCCGUUCCUUUUAUGGCGGAAUAGCGCACGCAGCUGCAUCGCGUUCCAAAAGCUUUCUCCAGCAGCAGCAGGAGCAGCAGCAGCAGCAGUCGGUAGCAUCAAGGGCAGCUGCUGCACAGUUUUCGGGUUUCGUAGGAUCCUCAUCGGGAAAUAAUUUCGUGCAUAGCUCAGUCAGUCCUCAUCGUGACGUUAUAGAAGUGAAAGCGGCUGGUUCUUCUGCAGCAGGUGAUCCAAUGGCAAACGGUGCUGCUGUCACUGGCACGCCGUGGCACGGCUCCUACGUGGGGUGGUCCGGCAGCAAGCACAGUGACGCAGCCGUUAGUGGUUACAUUCCAACAGCAGGCGAUGAUUCUUCGAGUCCGUAUUAUCCGGAGUCUGCUGGAGUCAACCAAGAUGGUUGUUACGUCCGGUAUUCCGACUUCACUCUCCCCGAAGGCCAACUCCACGUUGGUCCGCAUCUUCCGCUCCUUGCCGGCCGCUUUCGCUUCCUCCAGUCGCUCUCGGAAGGCGGCUCGGCGCGCGUGUUCGUGGCGGAGGACACGUGGCACCCGUCGCAGAGGACGGUGGUGGUGAAGGCGAUGCACCGGCAUUACCGCGAGGUGGGCUUGCAGGAGCAGCAGCUGCUCCGCUUCCUCAACACCAUCGUGGAUCCCGACGACUCCUGCCGCAUCGUGCGUCUCCUCGCGGGCUUCGAGUUUCACGGCCACACGUGCCUCGUGCUAGAGCGCCUUCAGGGCAGUCUCCUCGAGCACAUGUGCCGCCCUGCCGACUCUCCUGGCUCCGCUGCCGCCGCCGCCUCCGCCGCUUCUGCCGCCGCUUCGGCGGCGAACGUCGCUGUGGUUGCAGUUGCUGCGGCUGGGAUGGCGCCGGGUUCGGUCGAGUCGGCGGCAGGAGGGGUGAGCGAUCCGGUUGGCGCGGCUGCAGCGGCUGUGUCUGCGGCGGCGAGUGCCGCUGAGGUGGCAGCGGAGGCGGCGGCAGCUCGUCUGGAGGAGAUCCGGAGCCUGGCUCACGAUCUGAUCGUGUCGAUCGCUGCGCUGCACGCGUCUGGCAUCAUCCACGGGGAUCUCAAACCGGAAAACAUCCUCAUGCAGCCCCUCCCUCACCCCCCUUCCCGCCAUCGCUCUUCCACCUCCGAUCCCUAUGUCCGCUAUGGCGCGUCUGACUUCUCCCGCUUCCUUUCCACCCCCUCUACCUCUUCUCUUGUCUCCCCCGGCGGUACUGUGCCUGCCGACGCAGCCGCGCCAGGAGCUGGCCACGGCUACUCGCAAUACCCUGCAUCCCGUGCCCUCCUCUCUGCCUCUGUCGGCGAUCUCAAUGCGUCGCCCUGGACGGGUGGAUUGACGGAUUCUCAGGUGCGAGCCGCAGCAACUGCAGCGGAGGGGUCGAUGGCGGCAGGAGGGUCUUCAGCGUGGGGCAACGCGCACGAGUCUCGGGUGCCGUCGGGUUACCCUCUGCCUCAUAUCGGCAGCAGCGGCACUAGCAGCGGCGCUGGCGCUGCGUCGCUGGCUCCGCAGGUGACGGCGAAGAUCGCGGAUUUCGGCAACUCGUUCACGCCGGAGCAGAUCCGCACGCUGUGCCACGACUACAACGUGCAGACUCUGGCGUAUCGCGCGCCCGAGGUGCUGCUGGGGGUGCCGUUCUCCGCCGCCAUCGACCUCUGGUCGCUGGGCUGCAUCCUGGCGGAGCUUGCGACGGGCCAGCUGCUCUUCGCGUGCGAGUCCCCGCAGCACCUGCUGCAGCAGAUGGUCGCGCUGCUCGGCGUCGCCCCCCCCGCGUGCCUCUUCGGCUCGGGGAAGUUCUUUCCGAAGCUCACGGCGGCGGCGGGCGUGCCGCGCGUGUGCUGCUGCCGCGCGGAAGGGGGCGGCGGAAUGGCUGUGUGCUUCCGCGGAUGCAAUGGCGGAGGGGGUUGGUAUGGCGGGGUUGCGGACGGGUGCAGUGGAUACUGCGCGCCGAUGGCCUUCAACAUCUUCGCUCCAGGCCACUCGCACCUGGGCGACGCCCUGGCGGCCGUGGACGCGCAGCUGGCGGACCUGGUGGCGGGGCUGCUGCAGUACGACCCGCGCGUGCGACUCUCCGCGCAGCAGGCGCUCUCACACCCUUUCCUGAAGCCGCUGCGCUGCUCUUCCUCCUCCUCCUCCCUCUCCUCCAAAGACUUCUCGCACCCUCUCACUCCCUGCACUGUGCUCCCCACGCCCGCUCUCGCCUCCCCUCUCACCCUCUACUCCUAUCACCCCAACGUGCACGCGAUGUCCGUGCCGUCUCUCCUCCUGCCUCCGUCCUUCACCACCGGUUCCUCCUGGACCCUUUCCACUGCCGACGCUGCUGCUGCUGCCACGCCAGUAUUAGCAACAGCGGAAGCGGCAGCGGCUGCGGCGGCGGCAGGAGCAGGGGGUGCUGGUGGGCGCGCAGGAGCUGCUGCUGCGGCGGGGGUGCCGUGCGCAAGCGAGGAGGGCGGCGGUGUGGCUGCGCGUGGUGUUGCGCUGGGAGGAGGCCAGCAGGGGUCGGGUUCCGCGGCGGCACAUGGGCUCUGGUCGCUGCAGCAGGCAGCAGCGGUCGCUCAGGCUGGGGCAGCAGCGCCAUGCAAGGCAUUGCUGCAGCAGCCGCAGCAGCACCAGCAGCAGCAGCAGGAGGAGGGGGAAGGGCAUGGGCAGGGGCAUGUUUCACCGUGGGGCAGUGUGAUGGAUGGUUUGGGAACGGAAAUGAGGAACGGUGCAGGCGGCGAGGCAAACGGUCUGUAUGCAGCAGCGUCAGCUGCAGCGAUGGCGGACGCAGCAGCAGCGGCAGGGAUGGGUGCAGGGGCGAAUGAGAACACCAGUGGAGGGCACGGGUGGUGGAGUGAGGGCUUGGGCGGAGGCCCUUGGUUUGGGGCACAGCAGGGUUCCGGCACUGACGCUGAUGCCAGCCCCGCUGCUGCUGCAUCUGCAGCCAUGGCGUCAGCUGCUGCUGCGGCUGCAGUGUCCGCGGCCUCUGCUGGCGCAGCGGCAGCGGCUGCAGUGGCAGCGAAUGCGGAGGCUCAGGCGUUGCAGCAAGCCAUGUCGAGCAGUGCAGCAGCGGCCGCAAUGAUGAGUUGCUACGGGUACGGGAUUGCGGAGAUCCAGGAAGGUGCGUACUUGCAGGGCGGAGCGGCGUACACGCCUGAGGGCGUGUUUCUCCCGCACUCGCACAUCGUUCCUCUGACGCCGGACCACCUCUCGCUGGGCACUGCGGCGCCCUCCACGGCAGAACAGGUUCACACUUACUACAUGGGCUUCACACCUGGCCGUGCUGGCUGCGGCGCACCCGGCAACCCCAAGGGCCUCGUGUUUGAGCCUCUGAGUCCCAUGCCAGGCCGCGGUGGGGCGGGCGGGGUGGGUGAGCGGGAAUCACGUGGGCUAGUGGGCGUGGCGAGCACCGAGCUGCUGUUGGCGCCGCUCACUCCCAGCCAAACCAGGGAGGGACACGUGGUGGGGUGGGAGAGCGUGACGGCAGCUGGCAGGAAGGCGGGAGGGGGUGGUGCCAGGGGUGUUGGAGCAGGGGCAGGGGCAGGGGCUGGGGUUGGAGCUGGGGAAUGUACGGGUGUAGGUACGGGGGCGGGAUCAGGAGCAGAAAUGGGUUCGGGGAUGAGCUAUGGUGAGCAGAUGUAUGAGGUGUAUGAGGCGCAGCAGAUGGGUGCACAGCAGUACGCGGCAGGUGGUUAUGAGGGACAGCAGCAGCAACAGCAUCAGCAUCAGCUGCAGCAGCAGUAUCUCCAAUACCUGCAGCAGGGGGAAUACCAACAGCAAGUCGAGUACCAGCAGCAGCAGCAGCAGCAGCAGCAGGAGGAGAGGGAACAGCAGCACACUGGGCUUAUGGGAUACGCCCAUGGAGCAUGUGGCAUCAACAGCAACGCCGGGGAUAGCUGGAUGAAUCAGGGAGCAACUUUUGUGGGAGAGGCGGGAACAGCAAGGGCAUAUGGCGAGGAGGGCAAGUGGGUGGGGGGGAGGAUGGGGGGCGCAUGUGGAGUGGAGUACAGCGAGGCGCCGUGGCUUGUUGCACAUGGCGCCAUGGGAGCCUGCACGCCGGCGACUGUCAGGCUUGGCUGGUGAAGUCACAAGCACUGCAACGGCAGCAGAGCUGAAGCAGUUUGGGCUGUGGGGAAACAAGAACAGAAGUGGAAGAGUCAGGAGAAGGCACGAUAAGGCGCUGCUGCGUUAUGUGGUCCUUCCUAGGCAUCCACUCCACUGUCCUCGAUUCAUCUCGCAUCACCCUGUUGUUUUGACAUGGCUGUAUUGGGGUUUCUGGCCCUUUUUCAUAUUUCCGCUACAUGUCUGCUGCAAGUGAACCUUGUAACCAUUUGCUGAUUUCAUUGUUAGUCAGCAGCAUCCGCACUCUCUUCCUUGCCCAUUCU
Molecule: messenger RNA, 5198 nt
Organism: Closterium sp. NIES-67
Lineage: Eukaryota; Viridiplantae; Streptophyta; Zygnematophyceae; Desmidiales; Closteriaceae
Source: the annotation of a GenBank genome assembly